Prorocentrum cordatum is the source of this 953-nucleotide messenger RNA. Lineage: Eukaryota; Dinophyceae; Prorocentrales; Prorocentraceae. The record is from the annotation of a GenBank genome assembly.
GCAUGGUGCCGCAGCCGCCAGCGGUCACUGUGCUCCGAGGCCCGCGCAAACCCCACUGGUGCUGCGGGCAAUGCGGGCGCGCGGAGAACUGGGCGUGCCGCAUCCAGUGCCUCUGCGGCCGUGACGCGCCUGCUGCCAUCGUCUCGCGUGCUCGCCAGAAGCACAAGGAGGCCGAUGCUGGCGGAGGCGGCGGCAAGAAGGCGGGCUCCAAGCAAGGAGGCUCGGCGACGCAGGGCAUCCCCAAGCAGCUCGCGGAGUGGAUGCAGGCCAUCGAGAAGCGCUUGGCGCCGCCCGACAAGGAGUGGCCCAAGCCUGGCGGCACAGCGCCGUGGCGCGAGGCCGCAGACGGCGCCGACCCUGAUAAGAAGUCGCAGAGUGCCAAGCUCGGCGAGCGGAUCACGGAGCCCGAGGAGUGCUUCAAGAAGCUUCCACCCGCCGACGAGCGCAACAAGGAUCUCCGGGGUCCGAUCGAGAAGCAGAUGGAGACGCUGCGUGCGGAGAAGCGUGCGCUACUGCCCCCCCAGGCCCUCCAUCGGCGCACGCAGCAGGAUCUGCAGCGGGCGCGGAACGGCCUGGAGAAGUUGGAGAAGGAGUUGGGUGAGAAGGAGCGCCAGCUUGAUGAGCUGGCCAAGGGCAUCGCGACGCGCAAGGAGACCAUCGCAGCCAAGAAGUUGGAGGUGGCGGCGCUGGAUGCAGCGCUCAGCGAGUCGGCCAAGAACGUCACCACCGUUGCGGCCGACAUCGACCUUGUGGAGGAGGACGUGGCCGACCAGCCCGACCUCGUCGCGCUCCUCAAGUCUGAGGCAUGGGUCAAGCUCAAGUCGGCGGUCGCCAGCAAGGUGCAGAAGUGGGCCCUCUAUCACGUUCGGAGUGAAGGGGGCAUCGAUGACUUCACGUCCGCCUUCGACACCAUGUGGUCCGAGCUGGCGGCCAAGCGAGCGCGGCAUUGGUAG